AUGGAAUGCAAUUAUUCAGGAAAUUAUAAAAUUUCACAUUCAAAGAAACGUAAAUUAUUUGGAAGUGAAAAAAUUCGAGCAUUAACUACGAUGCUAAAUGAAAACAUUAAUCCUUCAGUGUUUAACCGUAUUGAAGCAAGUCGUUUAAUGUCUGAAGGUGAUAAAGCCCCUGCACAAAUUCCAAGCUUGAUAAGUCUUAGAACAGCAAAAAGCAGAGCAAUUUCCUUAACAAGGCUUCAUCAAGACCCAGUAAUUGCAAUAAAUAUUAUGAAAUACAAUUCAACAUUUUGUUCUAUUAUUCGUCAUAUUGGUUACGAUGGUUUUUUUGUUCAUUUUUGGAGCAACUUACAACUUCGAAUUUACAAAGAUUGUUACUCAAAAUGUAAAAUUCCUUCAAUAUCAUUUGACGCUACAGGAGGAUGCUGUAGAAAAAUAAAAAGACCGGACAACACUAUGAGUAGUAACCUAUUUCUGUAUGAAGGUGUUAUGAAAGUAGAUGGAAAAACAUUCACAGUUUGUUCAAUGAUCUCCGAAAAACAUGAUACAUUAAGUAUAUGUACUUGGUUAAAACGAUGGUUGAAGUGUGGUGUCAAAUCUCCUAAAAUGGCUAUAUCUGACCAAUCUUUGGCCCUUAUGUCUGCAAUUGUACAAUCCUUUACGCAGUACAAUUCCCUUGAAGAGUACUUAAGAAUAUGUUUCAAAUUAAUCAUGAAUACUCAAGUUAACGAAAAAGAUAUACCUUUAUGUUUUGUAAGAAAUGAUAUCAACCAUUUUGUAAAAUUAAUAUCACAAUGGACUCCACUUAAAAAAUCUAAGUUCCCUAGAACUGACAAUUGUUUAUUCGUUCUAUGA
Macrosiphum euphorbiae (potato aphid) is the source of this 852-nucleotide messenger RNA. NCBI's taxonomy places the organism in Eukaryota, Metazoa, Arthropoda, Insecta, Hemiptera, Aphididae. The record is from the annotation of a GenBank genome assembly.